Messenger RNA from Gryllus bimaculatus (two-spotted cricket), 7120 nucleotides. The record is from the annotation of a GenBank genome assembly. Lineage: Eukaryota; Metazoa; Arthropoda; Insecta; Orthoptera; Gryllidae.
GAGAGGGGGAGGUGGUUGGAUGGAUUCACAAAUUGCAAUGAGACAUGUGGGUUACGUAGGUUAAUAGUUGUGCGCCGUGGUUGGUGGUGUCUUCAUUAUAUCCCUACGUGGUGAUAUCCAUUCUUGAAUUCUUCCAGGGUAGUCGACACGUGUCGAGUGAAUUAGUUUCCAUGUCAUCCUCGAUAUGGGUGUAGGGAAAAGCAUGUUAGACAACCAUCAAAAGAGAGAAUUUGCCGACCUUCGUAACACACGUUCGUUAGAGAUGAGUGACAAAACUGCCGGUGUUUUAAUAGUGGGCGACGAAAUUUUGAAAGGUCGUGUUGUGGACACGAAUUCACCUUUUAUUGUUAAACGAUUGUAUAAUCUGGGCGUUAGGGUUAAGAAGAUAAGUGUUGUACCAGAUGAUGUGAAUGUUAUUGCAGAAGAAGUGUGUUUAUUUUCUAAACAAUUUGAUAUAGUUAUAACGACAGGAGGCAUUGGUCCAACACAUGACGACGUAACCUAUGAGGGUAUCUCAAAAGCAUUUAAUGAGGAGCUGACAAUAAACAAGGAACUUAAAGAAUGGGUUUCCAGUUUUACCGAUGGGGAAUGUACAGAUCAUGUUAAAAAUCCGGCUAUUAGAAUGGCAAGAGUACCAAAAUCUGCUAGGCUUCUUAGGUGUAAAAAAGGAGGUUCCGAUAGAUUCUUAGAUACAAUGCCAAUAGUGUGUAUUGCAAAUGUUUAUGUAUUUCCAGGCAUCCCAUUAUAUUUACAACAUUUGUUUAUGAAGUUGGAGCAUGUAUUUAAGCCUGAUGAGAAAUUCAAUUCAGUAUUUUUCGAUCAAUGUUUGUAUUUUAUUACUGAUGAAUUACAUAUGUUAAAACAACUCAAUUUAGCUGUAGAUAAGUAUCCAGAUGUCGCAUUUGGCUCUUAUCCGAUAGUUGAUCAGGCAGCAUAUGUAACAAAAAUUACUCUUGAAUCAUCUUUUAAAGACAAAAUUUGGGAAGCUGAAAAAUAUUUUUUGUCCCUUCUUCCUAAAGGAUCUUUAGUGAAAAAAGAUUCUUUUCAUGCUGAUGAUAUAAUCUCGUCCAUAUACGACAGAGCAUUAAAGUUGCCUAAGAGUGAACUUGUUGAAAAUGUGAAAAAAUCUCUUCAGAUUGUGGAGCAGUGUCUUAAAAAGUAUGAUUUUUCUGAAAUAUCUAUAUGCUUUAAUGGAGGUAAAGAUUGUACAGUACUUCUGCAUAUCACAUGUGCUGUACUUUGGCAUCUGUACCCAGAAAUAAAAAAGAAACCUUUGCAAGCUAUAUACAUUAGUUAUGAUGACCCCUUUCCUGAUGUAGAUAAUUUUAUUAGAGAUUCCAUAAAAAGGUAUAAUCUUGACUUAAAAAUUGUCUCAGGACCAAUUAAAAAUGCCCUUGCCUCUGUAUUGGCUGAGAAACCAAAUUUGAAAGCUGUCUUAAUGGGAACUAGAAGAACAGAUCCGUAUUCAGAUUCACUUAAAUCUUUUCAGAUGACUGAUGCGGACUGGCCACAAGUUAUGCGAGUGAGUCCAAUUUUAGAUUGGUCAUAUCAAGACAUUUGGAUGUUCCUUAGAGAACUUAAUGUACCAUACUGUUGUCUCUAUGAUCAAGGGUAUUCGUCAAUUGGCAGCUAUCAUAACACUGCUCCCAAUCCAAGAUUGAUGUAUAAAGAUGAUAAUGGUGAGAUAAAAUACCAUCCUGCCUAUCUUUUGAAAGAUGAAAAGAGUGAAAGAAGUGGGAGGAAUUAACUACAGCACUUAAUUCUUAAAGAAUAUGGAGUUAGCAGAAAAUUAUUUUGAGACAAUAGAGAAGGUGUGUAGUAAAACUUUUGGACCAAAUGGAAUGGCUGUACUUGUCCAAGGUUCCACUGGGACCAUGUCUGUAACUCAGCGGGGUUGGACAAUUGUGCAGUCUAUUUAUGAUGAAAGUAACUUGAAGAGCUCACCUAUUAAAGUAUUCUUUAACAGUAUGAAAGAAAUUAACAAAAUAUUUGGAGAUGGUGUAAAGUCAUUUGCAUUAGUAGAAAUCGCCUUUUUAAAAAGAUUAAUGCACCUGAAAGUUGAAAAUAGCAUGUCUGUUGUAACCAUUUCUCGAGAAUUACAAAGUCUUUUACGAGCGUUUUGUGAAAUGAAUAUAUUAUCCCCAAUUAGUGUAUCACUGAGUAAACCAGAAGAUCGUGUGAGAGCAACAAGUGCUUUGUUUUACACGUCUUGUCCAUCUGCAGUUUCUUCAAGUCUUCAAACCAUAUUUCAUGAUUGGGUUUCAUCAUGUUUGCGCAUAAAUUCAUGUAAAAAUUCAGAUGAAAAUUUCAUUUCAUAUUUGCAAUUUCUGACAGGAAAUUUUGAUUUGCUAUGUUAUAGAAACAAUUCUAAUUCCAAGUGUGUGUCAGACUCUUAUAUUUUGCCUGGUUAUCUUGUAGACAGAGUUGCUUUAAAUUUGAAUAUCAAGAAGGAAGAGCAUCUACAAGUGGAGCUGUAUAUCCCAGAAGAAGAAGUAGAUGUUUUGGAUAUUUUGUUUAGAAUUAAAUUGAUAAUUAAAGAAAAAUCUUCCUCAAACAAUUUUCGAACUUUGCUUCUCACAACAGCUUUGUUAACAGAAGUGGUUUUGUUUGAACUUAUACAACAUAAUUUUGUAGUUUUGCAUGGUGUACCAGUUGAAGCUGCAAAAUUUGUUUCUUUAAUUUUACAUCAGAAUAUUGACAUUUUGAAUAAUGUUGUUAAUGUUAAAUCUUACAUCACUGGAACCAAAGAAUGUACAUGUUUAUUAUUGCCCAACAUAUUUCAGUUAAUAAUAUGUGCUCCUACUGACUCAUUGAUUAGUGAGUAUGCAUGUAUUUGCAAAAAUGCAUUGAAGCAUUUAUUAGUUAUUGCUAAAAGUUCCCAUGGUGCUGGACUUGUCCAAGCAGGAGGUAUCUUUGAAAAAUCCCUCCAUUUCUAUAUUGCGAAACAAAUCAGUAAAGUAAGAGAUCCCUCUCUUUUUCUUGUCAGUAAUAGAAAGGAAUUACUUGAAUGGCAUAGGCAAAACCAAUUAAUGAAAACUGCUUUAGCUGGUCAAGAUAGUGAUGGUAGAGCAAGAAACCAAUCUGUGAAAGGAAAAUUAAAUAAUUCUGGUCAGGGAGUAUCUGAAGAAAAUGGCAUAUCGAAUGUGCAAAAUACAGAGUUAACCUCUUUGCAUCUUGAAAGUAAAAGUCAAGAUCCAAAACAGUUACGUAAUAUUAAGAACCACUGGAUGAGUAAUUUGGAAAUAAAUGGUCUUUUACUUCAGAAUGUUAAUGAGAAUAUAUUGGCAGCAUUUGCACAAUCUCUUUUGAGAAUUUGCAAUUCUGUAAUGCUAACAACUCCUCUGAUGGAAGUAUAUGAACCAGUUUCUUUCAAAAUGCAAUUAUUACAUCAUGUUAUUAUUACAGCAAUUUUGUUUUUUAAAUGUGAUAUUGCUAAAUAAGUGUAUUUGCAUUUAUUUGUACUUACUUUUUUAUAGUAUGAAUAUUAGGGCAUAAAAUUAUUUUAACUAUACCACUACAUAAACUCUUUAUUUGGUUCAUUAGCUUUUAAAAGCAGCUCAUUCCAUUUCCAAAACUUUUAUAAGGGAAGUAAAAACUUUUUAUGUUCAAAAUCUGUUUAAUAUGAAUAAGACAUGUUCUUGCCAGUUUGGUAGAAAUAAGAUGGAUUUUAACCAUAACCUUUGAAGAGGUUUCAAAGGACUCCGUUAAACUUAGCAAACAUGCUAAAGAGUGGAUUUUACUAAAUAAUGAUAUGUGGUUUCGAUAGCGAACACUUAGUUUAUUUCAUUUUUCUUUAUGUCUUCAGUUAAUAAAUAUUUCAGCUCUAAAACAAUAUUACUGUAGGCCUAUCAGUUUCAUUAUGUCCUCACAUCAUCGAUGUAAAUAUCCAUCUAAUGAACCUCAGAUGAAAAUCUAAAAUGUCUAAACAAACAAUGUUUCAAUAUUUUAUCGUUUCAUUUACUUAUCAUUAUAUAGUGUUUGAUAAAAUACAAUACACACAAUCCUAGAGUAAAUAGAUUCAUUCACUCAUGAAAAUCAAUCUUAAUUUUUCACUGUUGAAAAAAUCUUAUUAUACUUUUUAACCAUUAAAUCAUGGGCAUCUUGCAAGAAGAACAUGAAACAGAGAUAUUAAUCUUAACAUUCACACUGAAAUGAUAACUACAUGUGCACAAAAAUGUUAUGCUGUCAUCCAUUAGUCAGCAGGUCAAAAACAAACAGGGAUGGAAUAUUAAGAAGAAGUUCUUAAAUCGGGAGGUUUGCAGUGGUACCCCUACAUUUCCGAAACUAAUGAAAAGGAUCAAUAAACACAUUACUUCCCCCUACAACAAUUCUCACUGCCACCACCCUUAUCUCCAUCUCUUUUGCUCUGGGUUUCUUUAGUCUUUGAACUUAAUAUAACCAAAAUUUUACCAUGAAAGACAUUGCCAAAUCAAAAGAGCAAAUAUAUGUUCAGAACUGUUGUUUUUUAAUUUUAAAAGUUUUUUUGUGCUUUAAAAUCUUUUGCAUUUUUUAAAUAUAUUUUUUAUUAAUUCAAAUUGUAUACUUUCUCAUCUUCAAUAAAUUAAUUUUCAAAUGCCUGGCCCAAACUAAAAUUCCACUGAGGCUUUAGCAUUUAAUUCCUGUAAUGUCUCUGUCAAGUAAAUUUUACUUGCCAUAGAUGCUCAUGUUAAUUACUAUUAUGAUAGUGAUUAAAAAGUUCCAGCACUUGACACUAAAUUCAGUCACAGAUAAUUUCUUCAUGGUGCAGUGCUCCUAAAUUCAUAUUAUUUUAGAGGGAAUGAAUGUGAUUGUAUUGUCUAUGUUCAUUUUCAUUUGUGUCAUUAAAUCAAUUUGUUGGAUAUCAUCUUUAAAUGCAUUUUUAACAGAAAUUCAAACUUAAUUUUGAAAAUUCCUUCUCUCAAAAUCUUGUUGAUUAAAUAAGUUUGUAUUGAGAAAUUUAACAUUACAAAAAAAUUUUUAAACCCUUUUUAUCUUGUGAGUAGAUUUGUUGUUGUGAACGUAUUGAAAAUACCAUGAAUAGAUCUUAUAGUACCAACCAUUUUCAUUUUUUAUUUAUUUUUUUACGACACAAGGAAACAGGAAUGUUUUUGAUUCUAUAUAUGAAAACGCUUUCCCCAAGGUUUUUUCAUUGAAUUUUUGGAGACCCAUUUUUAAGGUGUGUAGUUCAGAAACCUUCUAGAUGAUACCCCAGUCAUUUUAAUAUCUUAAUUAAUAUCUUUUAAAACUUACAAAUGUGAAGGAGGCUCGUGUAAUAAAAUGUAGAUUUGAAUAUAAAUGUGUUGUUUUUUUUAAAAUAUAUUUAUAAAGAACCACUGUUAGCACAAUUAUUGCUUGCUUUUAUAUUUUAAAUACAUUUAUUAAUCACUGUAAAUAAAAAUUCCAUUUGCUAAUUUCAAAUUACUGAACUUUAGAAACACACUAUUUAUUUUAGCUUCUUUAUUGAAAUUUCUUGUAACUCAUAUGUUGUUAUUUUAGCUUUCAAAGACAGAAAACCCUAUCUUUCUAUUUUGUAAAAAAAGUAAGUCAUAAAAAAGGAAGUAAAACUUUUUGUAUGAGAGAAAGUCUUCCGAUUCAGUAAAGUCUUUGAGAACUGUUUUUCUCUUGGAUUAAACUCCUUUAUCAUGUGUUUCAUUUGUUUCUUUUAUUUGUUUUCAUUCAUUCUUUUUGGCUUCUUGCUCAUUUUGUAUUUCCAUAUUACACGGAGUGCUUGAAAAUCACUUCAUUUGCAAAAUGCUUCUUAGUACCGUAACUUAUUUUAUGUAAUCUCUCCUGUGUGCAAAUUUCUUAACUACUCACACCUGUGCAACUAAACUUUGUAAAGUGUAUGUUAUAAUGAGAAAUAUUUUAUGGAUUUUUAAAAUCCUUAAAAACCCCAAAUCCAGAUCGUGAAAUGUUAAAAGUUUCAGUAUUAUUUAGAGGUGCAGUGCUGGAAAUUUUUAAUCCUUUUGGCUGCAGCCAGGGUAAAAUUGAUCACUCAAUUGGCCCCUAAUAAAAUUUAACAUAUAUUUUCAAAAUUAAUUUGAAAAUAUACUGCAAGUUUGGAAUUUCAGUAAUUAAUUUUAAAAUAUUUUUAAUAUAUGAACUAAAUUUUGUUUAAAAAAGCAUAGAUAGCCUCUGUCCGGGGAGGGGGCUCAAGCUACUCUUCAAGUGUAUUAAUUACAUCCUGGCUGUAACCUUACAUCGGAUAUCAGUAUUAACAUUUUAAUAUAGAGAAAAUGAAUUAUAGUGUUUUGUUAAGUAAUUGGUUGAACUCUUCUUAGAAGAACUUUUUUUUACUUCAUUGCUUCUGAGAAUUACUGCCAUAGUAUAUUGAUAAUACAUGUGUACAGAUGUGCAUUUAAACAUAAGAGCAGUGGUAACUAAGAAAUCUAUCAAACCAUUCGUGGCUUUUAUCCUCUUUGCCUUUCAUUUGAGGUGAUAGAAUAUAUCUUAAGGACCUGCAAAUUGUAAGUUUAAAAUAAAUAAUCAAAAGUUUUUUUCAGUAAUCACAGAAAAAAUGUAGCUGCUUUUGCUUUGCACAUUUUGAUAUUUUAGUACAUUACAACAGUAAUGUCAAAUGUAUUAGACAAAGGAUCUCAGGAGUAUUUUGUGAUAGGCUUUUUGGGAGUUUAGGGACAACUUCAGUAAAAAAUGAAAAACAAAUCCACCACUAAAAGUUGUGGGCAGUAGAGAUGAAUUGCUUCUUUAUUGUCAUAAUUAUGUACUAGAUCUACUAAAGAUUUUUUUAGUAAAAAUAAAAAUAAUAAUUUAGCUAGAUAAUAUUUAAAAUUUCUUAUUUAGGAAAAUUUUAUUCCGGAUAUACAUUAAUCUUUUUGUUACAUAUGAACAAUGUACAUUAAACUUUGUUAUAAAUUAUCUUGAAUAAGUUAGAAAAUCUCUGUAUUAAGGCUAUGUUUUAUAUUUUUUCAUACUGAUUCAAAAAGAUAUUUGUCAUAAAAUAAGGGAACAUCCUGUAUCAUGUACUUAUAUACUCGUUUAAUAUUCAAGCAAUUUUGAAAAUAGAAAUUUUAAAAUCUUACUUUGGUUGAGAGAAAAUUCCUCUUGUAGAAAUCAGGGAACCUAUGCAUUAAUAUGAGGAUUUAUUUUUAUAUAUAGUAAAAUUUACACCAGAUACUUAAAA